AACUCUACCUAGAUCAGAUCAGCAUUUAGCAUUCAACAUUCAACAUUUAAACAUUCAGUAUUCAAACAUUUAGUCUUGGCCAAACAAAUCGAUCCAAUCUUUACCCUACCUAUCUUCUACGUUAGAUACCAUCUAGUAGUAUACUACCCUGCAAAUGAAUAGCUGAGAAUGGUCACGAUUUUUCCAUGUCUUCCCGUACCACCUCCCUCUCCGUGUCGCGCUCCCAGCUAUCCCACCGACCCUCCGUUAGCUCCAGAUUGUCCUUUGCGGUAUCGAAUGCCGAGCAAGGAGAGGGGCUUGGAAGCAAUGCGCCGGUGGAGAAUCAGAUCGACGAAGAAAUAGCGGAGAUCAAGAGAUAUGAGGACUUCACUACUAUAGACUGGGUCCAAGAUGCCGCCCAAGAAAGAUUUCGCCGGAAAGCUCGCCGUAGGAGGAAUCCUGGCAAUGGUAGAGUGUCGUGGAGGUACAAGUUAUGGGAGUCGUAUGACGCCGCGCAGGGCUGGAUCGUCGUGACAUUGAUAGGCGCUGCCAUUGGCCUGAAUGCCGCCUUCUUAAACAUAAUAACCGAAUGGCUAUCCGAUAUUAAGAUGGGCUAUUGCACGACGGGCUUCUACCUCAACGAGAACUUCUGCUGCUGGGGCGAAGACAACGGAUGCAAUGACUGGCACCGCUGGACGGGGUUCGAACCCGUUAAUUAUUUUCUCUACAUCAUUUUCGGAACCGCUUUUGCCUUCACUUCGGCCAUUCUUGUCAAGUCCUUUGCGCCGUAUGCCGCCGGCUCUGGAAUUUCCGAGAUCAAAUGCAUUAUUGCGGGAUUCGUUAUGAAAGGGUUCCUAGGUCUUCGAACUUUAAUUAUCAAAUCUGUAGCCCUACCUUUGGCCAUCUCUUCCGGACUUUCAGUCGGUAAGGAAGGCCCUAGCGUUCAUUAUGCAGUAUGCACAGGCAAUGUCAUCUCGAGAAUGUUUGAUAAGUAUAAGAGAAACGCAUCCAAGACACGGGAGAUACUUAGCGCCUGUGCAGCGGCCGGAGUCGGAGUCGCUUUUGGCAGUCCUAUCGGCGGUGUUUUAUUCUCUCUGGAGGAAAUGUCCAACUACUUUCCCCUGAAGACUAUGUGGAGGAGUUACUUCUGCGCACUUGUCGCAACAGCAGUCUUGGCGGCGAUGAACCCCUUCAGGACCGGUCAGCUAGUCAUGUUUCAGGUCAAAUACGACCGGUCAUGGCAUUUCUUCGAAAUCGUGCCGUAUAUCUUCAUCGGAAUAUUUGGUGGUCUAUACGGCGCGUUCGUAAUCAAGUGGAAUCUUCGCGCUCAGGCAUUCCGAAAGAAGUAUCUCGCGAAGUGGGCUGUCCUUGAAGCUACUCUUCUAGCUGCAGGGACCGCCAUCAUUUGUUAUCCUAAUGCAUUUCUACGGAUCGACAUGACUGAGAGCAUGGAGAUUCUGUUCCUCGAGUGCGAAGGCACCGAGGACUAUCACGGACUUUGUGACCAUGAUAAACGAUGGGCCAACAUCGUAUCUCUGGCUAUUGCGACAACUGUUCGGAUUUUCCUAAUAAUUAUAUCGUAUGGGUGCAAAGUACCCGCUGGUAUUUUUGUGCCAUCUAUGGCAGUAGGGGCAACAUUUGGUCGGACUGUUGGAAUUAUCAUGCAAGCUAUCUAUCAUUCUAACCCGGAGAGCGCUUUCUUUGCAGCUUGCCAGCCGGACGAACCUUGUAUUACUCCCGGGACGUACGCCUUUCUUGGGGCGGCUGCUUCACUCAGCGGAAUAAUGCAUAUUACCGUGUCGGUUGUGGUUAUUAUGUUCGAACUCACCGGGGCCUUAACCUACAUCUUACCUACUAUGAUUGUUGUCGGUGUCACGAAGAUGGUAUCUGACCUAUUCGGCAAAGGCGGAAUCGCUGACCGGAUGAUUUGGUUUAGCGGCUUUCCAUUCCUGGAUAAUAAGGAGGAGCAUAACUUUGGUGUUCCUGUGUCGGCAGCAAUGACCAGCGAUGUGAUAGUCAUACCAGUUCAUGGCACGACGCUGCAAUCCAUCGAAAACAUCCUGAAGCAGCCUAAGUACCAGGGAUUUCCUAUUGUUGAAGAUUUAAACAAGAAGAUUCUGGUCGGCUACAUUGGUCGUACGGAACUACGUUAUGCGGUUGAUCGACUACGUCGUGAGCGAGCCAUUCCUAUCAGCCCCGAGGCCAAAUGCAACUUUUCGCCUCUCGAGUUAAGUACAGUUGCGCCCAUCACGCCAACUGUGACAUUCAGCAGUGUGGACUAUAGUGCGGCCUCCGCACCUCUUGACUUCAGCCGAUACGUGGAUCCGACACCUGUUACGGUGCACCCGCGACUACCGCUGGAGACGGUGAUGGAGCUGUUCCGCAAGAUCGGACCGCGAGUAAUUCUAAUAGAGUAUCACGGGCGCCUGACGGGUCUGGUGACCGCGAAGGACUGUCUGAGAUACCAAUUCAAGGCGGAGGCGGCCGAAAAUCCCCGCGACGAUCACGAGAUCCGAGAGCUUCACGAGAAGCUUUGGGCCUUCAUGAGCAGAGCAGGUACUUGGGUCUCGGCAAAGGUCUCCGGCGCAACUGGCGGCCGAAUAAGGCUCGGAGGCGCAGCGGACGAGAGAGUGGGCGGACAGAUCAUGGACGGCGACGAGGAUGUGGCUGCGGAUGAUGGUGUCGAGUUAGAAAACAGAUAGAGAUUUGUUGAGUUCAUAUACCUCAUGCGAAUUGUCUCUCAGCCACUACCUGUUACUGGUUUAUGAGAUUGAUUCCUUACACGUGAAAAUUCAUUGAGCCCCUGAAAGACGUGAUCGCAACAUGGUCAAACUAAAGGGCCUACCUACUUGUCUUAUCCCCCC
Messenger RNA from Daldinia caldariorum, 2843 nucleotides. Its product is annotated as chloride channel protein. Gene Ontology annotation, biological process: intracellular copper ion homeostasis; chloride transport; intracellular iron ion homeostasis. NCBI's taxonomy places the organism in Eukaryota, Fungi, Ascomycota, Sordariomycetes, Xylariales, Hypoxylaceae. The record is from RefSeq and is a predicted model, not a curated record. Gene Ontology annotation, cellular component: membrane; endoplasmic reticulum; Golgi apparatus. The coding region runs from base 186 to 2681 and encodes 831 amino acids. Gene Ontology annotation, molecular function: voltage-gated chloride channel activity. The transcript is spliced from 4 exons.